Molecule: messenger RNA, 1116 nt
Organism: Lactuca virosa
Lineage: Eukaryota; Viridiplantae; Streptophyta; Magnoliopsida; Asterales; Asteraceae
Source: the annotation of a GenBank genome assembly
AUGGAAGGUACUGGUAUCAGAUUGUUUGGGAAGAAGAUUGCGUAUCCAGAAAGAGGGAAUAUUGCUAAUCUUCCAGUCGUCUCCACCGCCGCAGUGGAGUCUAGUGAUGGUGGUCAUAAUCAACACGGUGGUUGUGAUCUCAAUCGUGGUUUGACGAUGGAGGAGAAUAAUUAUUUGCAAGAAGAUAAGAAACAAGAAGAUGGCAACACUAAAACUCCCAUGGGUGACGAUGCAGCUGAUAAAGCUCUAAAGAAACCCGACAAGAUUCUUCCGUGUCCUCGUUGUAAUAGCAUGGACACAAAAUUCUGUUACUACAACAAUUACAAUGUCAGGCAGCCUCGCCAUUUCUGCAAAAGCUGCCAGAGGUACUGGACUGCCGGAGGCACCAUGAGGAACAUGCCGGUGGGAUCAGGUCGCCGGAAAAACAAGAAUCCAACAUCCCGAUGUCAGUUUGUAACCAUUUCCCAAGAAGCUUUCCAAGCAGCUCAGAUCGAAGUUGCUAAUGCUUGUAAAGGAGUUCAAAAUGUUCCUCUCAAAUUACUUUCUUUUGGCUCGGAUUCACCGGAUUUUAAUUGUAGAAACAAAGAAAACGGAGAUGAUUGCUCCACUGGAUCCACUGUGACUACUUCUAAUUCCUCGGUUGAGAGAAUGCACGAAAGAAAUGGAUUCCAUUCCCAUGUACCGAGUAUUCCAGGGCAUCCUUGGUCUUAUAAUCCUUGGAAUUGCGCCAUUCCGAUUCCAGCAGGACCGAUGUACCCUUCACCUUACUGGAAUUAUAUUCCUUGGUUACCCCAAGCCGACUCUUCCAUCUUAGGAAAGCAUUCGAGAGAAGGGGAAUUGAUGAGUCCAAAUGGUUUUGAAGAGGCAAAGAAACAAAAGAGUUCAGUUUUGGUUCCAAAGACUCUUAGAAUUGAUGAUCCUGAUGAAGCUGCGAAGAGUUCUAUAUGGUUAACACUUGGCAUCAAGAAUGAAAGCAUCCGUACAGGAGGGAUCUUUAAGGCCUUCCAAACAAAGGUCGAAGAAAAUAAGAAGCACCAUGACAUUACUACUUCUCCUGUAUUACAGGCCAACCCUGCUGCUUUGUCUAGGUCACUAUGCUUUCAAGAAAGAGCCUAA